Molecule: messenger RNA, 1803 nt
Organism: Trypanosoma brucei brucei TREU927
Lineage: Eukaryota; Euglenozoa; Kinetoplastea; Trypanosomatida; Trypanosomatidae
Exons: 1
Coding region: 1-1803 (600 amino acids)
Biological process (GO): protein dephosphorylation
Molecular function (GO): protein phosphatase regulator activity
Source: RefSeq, a predicted model, not a curated record
AUGCUCGACGAGAAUCAACGAGACGGUGAGGAGGAAUUUAUCUACAACGAGUAUGCAAUUGACGACACCCUAGACCCACUCAACCGGCUCUUGAGCUAUCACUCUUCUGGCUUUUCAUUGCAGCGUCAAUUUUUGCUGCGUGAGCUCGCGGAUACUGUAAGGUAUGCUGGUUUUGAGCAGAGUACCAGCCACAUCAUUCCACUUCUGAGCAGAUUCACAAAUGACUGUGAACCCCUUGUGCGGCGCAUGUUGGUUCAGCAACUCCCGGAAGUGGCUGCAUAUUUUGUUCAGGAGGGUGGUGACGCUGGUUACAACUGUCUAUUAGGAAAGUUCCUUCCGAUUGGAUUUGAGAUGUUAGUAGACAAGAAUGUGGAGGUGGGGGCAGCAGCUUUGGUAGCGUUAAAAGCACUUGGUGAACUCGUUAAGCCCGAACAUAUUCAGGAGCACCUGCUUCAUGUUGCCAUAAUGUUAGCGCGCGACGAGAGGGCGGAGGAUUAUCGCGUUGUAGCAGCACUUCUAUUCAACGAAAUGGCGGGGCUUUUCGGUAAAGAGUGCUGUGUGAACGACGUGCUUCCGGAGUUGGAACUGUUGGCCAACGAUAGUAACUUUACCGUGCGAAAAACUGUCGGCGCGAACUUGGGAAAAGUAUGCGAGGUAGUGCAGGAGGAAAUAGCGGACAAGACUGUGCUACCGAUAUACCUUAAUCUGUGCCUGGACGAAAUCUGGGGGGUUCGUAAAGCUUGCGCGGAGAACAUCGAAGAGAUCUCUCUCGGUGUGAGUCCCACCGCCAGAGCUGAUAAACUCGUGCCCGCUUUUCGACUUUUGCUGGAUGACAACUCGCGUUGGGUGCGGAAUGGAGCUUACGAGUACCUGGGGAGAUUUUUGCACACACUUCGACCUUCAGAUCUAACUCCAGCCCUGCUCAAGACAUACACGGAUAUGGCUUUUGAGUCGGAGAAUGGCGACACAGAUUACAGUGAACCAUGUGCCUACUCGUUCCCUGCUGUUGUAGAGAUCGCAGGACCAGGUCGUUGGGACGAGGCUGGAGAUGCGUACGCAACCCUGCUCAAGGAUGUUAAAUGGAAAGUCCGCAAGUCCCUGGCCCAUUCACUGCAUGAAUUUGCUAAGAUUUUAGGUCGAGAUCUCACCGAGUCGCACCUUGUCACUGCUUUUGAGAUGCUUAUUAGAGAUCUUGACGAGGUGCGGUUGGGGGUCGUACUAAAUGCUGACGUCUUCCUUGCCGUCAUGGGCGUGGCAACGCGUGAGCGACUCGUUCCACUUCUUUGUCACGUACCCCUCGACAGUGAGAACUGGCGGCUUCGGAACGUGGUCGGGCAGAGGAUUGGCGAUGUUGGUGUACUGCUCGAUCCCACCAGCAGCAGUGCGCUUGGUUCGGUUAUCGCUCUAGUACUGCGUCUUCUUGAUGAUAGCGUGAUGGAGGUACGGCGGUCAACGUAUCGCUCAGCGGCCGUCCUUCUCAAGCAUUUGGCUGAUGCUGGGCGGGAGAACAGUUGCGGGGACUACGCGGACGCGUUACUGCAGAUCGCCGGUCGCUACAGUUUUCGUGAUCGGCUGAUGUUUCCAUAUAUUGCGGAGGAGGUAGCGAAACUGGACGCGGAGAGCCUGGUGGACAAGUACUUUCUCGAUGGGUUACUGAGUUUAGCGAAGGAUAAGGUGAGCAAUGUGAGGUAUGCUGUUCAUACCGCACUGACCCGCACAUUUCUGGUUAAUGAUAAAUGGGCACAUAAUACCAAAAUACAACAGAUUGAGGAUGCACUGAAGGACAGUGAAGACGAGCAGUGA